This is a messenger RNA of Siniperca chuatsi (mandarin fish), 2244 nucleotides long. RefSeq names its product dynein axonemal assembly factor 4 (gene dnaaf4). The record is from RefSeq and is a predicted model, not a curated record. Gene Ontology annotation, biological process: cilium movement; heart development; inner dynein arm assembly. Gene Ontology annotation, molecular function: nuclear estrogen receptor binding. Lineage: Eukaryota; Metazoa; Chordata; Actinopteri; Centrarchiformes; Sinipercidae. Bases 212 to 1468 code for a protein of 418 amino acids. The transcript is spliced from 9 exons.
UUACCAUAGAAACAAGACGCCGUGCGGCAGUGGGAACAGAUUUUGCCGAUUCACGACUCAUCGCGUUUUGUCGCACAAGUUAGUUUUAACCUAACUACAUCGAUAUUUUUGAUGCAAUUAGUGAACCACAAUUGGAGAGCCGCUAUUUUAAAGUAGCUGCUGGCACAACUACAAACAGGAAGUUGACACUAAAAGGUUAGCUGUGCCGAAAAUGCCUUUGCUAGUGACAGACUACUCAUGGACACAGACAGAUUCGACGGUUUACAUAACUGUGCCUUUAAAAACAGCGAAAGUUGGGAAAGUGGACAUCCUGUCUACAGACGAAUAUCUCAAGGUGCAUUACCCACCAUAUCUGUUUGAAGCCUUCCUGUUUGAACCUGUUGAUGAUGCCAGAAGCACAGCAAAGGUUGGAAAUGGACGUGUAGUAAUCAGUUUGCCAAAGAGGACCAACAAAGUGUGGGAGCAUCUGAUGAUAACUACACAUGAUAAAGAAAAGAAAAAGGAGGUCAGAGAAAGGUCUCUGUUGAAAUACCAAGAAAAGCUUUCCUCCGAGUCCAGAUCCAAGGCAGAGAAACAGCAUGCAGAGAAACAAUAUGCACUGGAGACAAUGAUGAAGCUUGAAAAGGAGGAAAGAGACAGUAUCCAGAAAAUGAAGGACACUGAGCGAGAGAAAACUACAGCAGAGCUGGCAGCAUGGCAACUGAGACAGACACAAAAAGCAGAGGAAGAAGCCCAACUAAAACUCCAAAGUCAGAGAUACAAUCAAAACAAACUGAAAGCCAUGACAGAGAAGCAGGAAAAUGGAUGUUCAGAUGGAGGAAAGGUCAAACUGUAUCAAAGAGGCAACAGUGAUGCAAAGAGCAAGGAAAAACAAGCGGACGUGCCUGCUCCGAGACUUGUUGGAAACAUUCAAGUCACAUUUACCCCACGAGUUUUCCCAACAGCCCUCAGAGAAUCAAGAGUGCCAGAGGAGGAAGAGUGGCUUAAAAAACAAGCUGAAGCCAGGCGUGCAGUAAAUGCAGUAGAUGUUGAAGAGCUGAAGGACCUGAAGGAGGAGAGGAACCCUGACUGGUUAAAGGACAGAGGAGACAAAUGUUUUGCGACUGGGGACUACCUGGGUGCAGUGAACGCCUACAACCUGGCUAUCAGGCUCAACAGAAAGAUCCCAGCUCUCUAUUCAAACAGGGCUGCAUGUCAUCUAAAGUUGAGAAAUCUUCACAAAGCAAUUGAAGAUUCCUCUCAGGCACUUGAUCUGUUGACUCCACCAGUUGCUGCCAAUGCAGCUGCCAGAGCCAGAGCCAGUGUCCGCCGAGGAUCUGCUUUCUGCCAGCUACAGCUCUAUGCAGAAGGGCUACAAGACUACCAAGCUGCUCUAAAGAUCCUCCCUGACAAUGAAGUGCUGCAGGCAGACAUGCAGAGAAUAAGAGACAUUAUUCAAGGCACUGCAGCUAACCCAGAGCCACAGUGAGACACAUAAAAUGUACUGUAUAUAUUAUGUAUGACUGUUUAUUGUUUGUGUUAUCUGUCUGUCUAAAUACUAAAUCCAAUCCCUGCUGUCUUAUUGGAAGCUGGAAAAGGUAUGUCAGCUACAUCCCUGAAAAAAUAUGAAACAGUGUCAUGGUGUAUUUUACUGAGGCGUGGGAGACACUCUAUCGGUAUGGGAAGAGCACCCUCGUGUGGUUAAACGUUGCACCUCCUAAAAUGAAAUGCAAAUAAUGGAUGUUGAUAUCACCAUGUAAAUUAAUGGAAUUUAUUAUUUUCAAAAUGAAUUCUUACAUAACAACCUUUUCAACAUCAGUAUGUAUGUUUACACUACCUCACAGUUAAUAAAAUAAAAGCACUCAACUUCAGUAUUUUAAAAUGUCUGGUCACAGUAGUGCUAACACUACUAACUUAGUACAUACUUAGAAAGACUACUACAACCUUUUGCAGGUGUAUUUUCUGUCAUUUAUCAUAUCAAAUAUCAUAAGAGGUGGUAAUUUAAUACAUUUUUACUUUUAUGUCAUUUUAAAACCAGAGUUUUUGAAUUGUAGUUUCAGUGAAAGGGGUCUGGUCAGCAAAAAAUAAAUACUGAAAAUAAAAACUCUUCUAUUUGCAAUUCUGUUAGUAUGAUCAUACUGUUUUUAGUGAUUUCGUAUGAAAGACAUGGUUCAUAGAGUUGGCUUAUUUAAAAGGUUGCCUGACAUUGUCCAGAAUAUCUGUCAUGCUUUGAAGCACAAAUAAACACACACCUCAGUGUUGGCA